Molecule: messenger RNA, 524 nt
Organism: Cylas formicarius (sweet potato weevil)
Lineage: Eukaryota; Metazoa; Arthropoda; Insecta; Coleoptera; Brentidae
Product: glycine-rich selenoprotein-like
Exons: 4
Coding region: 155-460 (101 amino acids)
Biological process (GO): calcium ion transport; endoplasmic reticulum calcium ion homeostasis
Cellular component (GO): Golgi apparatus; endoplasmic reticulum membrane
Source: RefSeq, a predicted model, not a curated record
ACCAAAGCAGUCGUACCCCUCCGUCAGCGAAUAGUAUUUUCUAUCUUUCUCGCGUUCUGUGCUCAUACUGUCUCAAAGUGUCAAAAAUUGAGGUUAGGUGUGUCGAAAACGUAAACUCAACGCCCUCGUCUAAAAACAAUACGACCUCGGAAACAUGGUGUAUGUCAGGAGCGACGGAACGGUGACGGAAAAUCCACCACUCCAUACGAGACUCGUUAGCUUCGUAUUCGGCAUAUUCUCCUUUGUGAUAUUCUUCUUUAAGUCGUUGCUCGGAAUGGAUACCAGUUCGUCAAAAGCGAGUACAAGUAGCGGUUCUUCGUUUGGAGGCGGUGGAGGCAGCGGCGGACCUUUUGGGCCCGGCAAGGGCGGCGGUGGCCCUAGAUUUAGGAGUAUGAGCGAUAUCAACAAACCGACCGUCAGAGGAGUGGGUGGGUGCCCAGGCGGAAGUUGUGGGAUGUAAUAUUUAAUGUUUCUUUUAUCUCUGGAUUUGGAAUAGGUUAUUUUGUACAAAUAAAUCCGUGUAU